AUGGAAAUUGCUCAUCAAGAAGCGCUCAAUGUUGCUAAUUUUCUCGUCAUUGAUGAUAUUAUUUAUGAGGUAAUGACCUUUUUACAUUCGGAAUUUAUCAUUCGGAAUUGUUUGAUGGUUUCUAGGCAGUGGUAUGGUGUGGUGAGGAGAGUUUCUUUAGAAUUGAAUAUUAAAAAUUCUGAUCAAUUAAAUUUAUUAAUUGAUGGCUAUGAUGAUGGACUGAAUCCAAGAAUGGGUCGAUUAAAUAUUCUGCCACAAGUGAAUAGGUUUAUUUAUGAGUAUUAUUCAAAACUUGGAAAGGAUUUGGUGAGGAAAAUAACAAAUUCGAUGAAGAAUUUGAGAGAAUUGGUACUUGUUGGAGUUGAGUUAGAAAUUGAUGAUGUUAAAUGCUUGGUAAAUAGUCAAUUGACCAGUUUGGAUGUUUGCGACAAUAGUAUUGGAGAUGAAGGGGUUACUCUAAUAGCUAAUUCAUUAAAGCAAUUAACAAAAUUAGGAAUUGGACAAGUAGGAGUUGGAGAUGAAGGUGUUAGACAGUUAGAAAAAUUAACUCAACUUACAGAACUCGAUGCUAGUUGUAACGAUUUCACAAUAUCUGUUCUUGUACAGGUUAUAGAUAACUCUCUGAAGCAAUUGAAAACACUUUCAGUUUAUUCAUGUAACAUAGAAGAUGAGCAUAUGAAAGAUAUUACCACUCUCUCCCAGUUGACAUCCCUCUCGGUCGGUAUCAAUAGAAUAACCGGAAAUUCAUUGAAACUUAUAGGAUAUUCAAUGAAGGACUUAACAUAUUUGGAAGUUGCAAAUAAUGAAAUUGGAGAUGCAGGUACUGAAUACCUUUGUAAUUUGAAAAAAUUGAAGGAGCUCAGUAUUUCCUCAAACAAGAUUAGCCAGUUAGGAUUUGAACAUAUAAAAUCCAUGGACCAGUUGAGAAUACUUCAAUGCAAUAACACCAACAUAAUGAACCAAGUAUCUACAAUGUCUCAUUUGGAAACACUAGUCGUUAUUAGCGAUUGCAAAAUUAAUAUUGAAAUAUUUGAAAGCAUGAGCAAGAAUAUGAAAAGCUUGACGAAAUUAAAUCUAUACAAAAAUGCUAUCAAUGACAUGGACUUUGUGAGGUUUAUUGCUUCUAUUCAGCAUUUACGUGAGCUGCACCUCGAAAGCUGUUCUAUUAACGAUAAUUCAGUAGAAAUUAUUAGCUCAAUCCAAAAUUUAAGAGGUUUAUUUGUCCCUUCAAAUGACAUUACAGAUGGCGGUGUAAAGCAUUUAACAAAAUUGACCAGUCUCAGAGAGCUGGACAUUUACUGUAAUCCUAUUGGCCUUGAAGGUGUGAAAAUUAUUAGUUCAGGAUUAAAAGGAUUGACCUCACUAACCAUUAGCAAGAAAGAUAUUGGAGAAAGGGGACAAUAUUUGAUUCGUUUAAUGAAUUUGGAUACACUUACUUAUGUGGAUAAAUGA
This is a messenger RNA of Naegleria gruberi, 1452 nucleotides long. RefSeq lists its product as uncharacterized. The coding region runs from base 1 to 1452 and encodes 483 amino acids. The record is from RefSeq and is a predicted model, not a curated record. NCBI's taxonomy places the organism in Eukaryota, Heterolobosea, Eutetramitea, Acrasida, Naegleriidae. The transcript has a single exon. Gene Ontology annotation, molecular function: protein binding.